CGAGGGGCGUGGCCGCGCGACUUGGCUCUUGGUUCCGCCAUGGCGGUGGCACCCGGUGCUGUUCACUUGCAGCGUUGUGUGGUGUCGCCGGCCGGGAGACAUACCGCUUCGCUGAUUUUCCUGCACGGCUCAGGUCAUUCUGGCCAAGGACAGAGAGAGUGGAUCAGCAAUGUGCUAAACCAGGACUUAACAUUCCAGCACAUAAAGAUUAUUUACCCAACGGCCCCCUCCAGCAGUGUCCUUGGCAGGGAAAAGUGGUGGCAUGUACCUGUCCUCAAGCACCACGAUGGCCUGGCAGACACUGGGGAGACCGUUGGUUAUGCUGCACUUUCCCUUGUGGUUUCAGAAGAGAAGUGCAAGAAAGCAGGCCAUAUACUCCUAUGAAGGGAGGGCUCUCCAAUGUGUGGUUUGACAGAUUUAAAAUAUCUAAUGACUGCCCGGAACACCUUGAGUCAAUUGAUAGAAUGUGUCAAGUGCUCACUGAAUUGAUUGAUGAUGAAGUAAAAAAUGGCAUCCAGAAGAGCAGGAUAUUAGUAGGGGGAUUUUCUAUGGGAGGCUGCAUGGCGCUACAUCUUGCAUAUAGAAAUCACCGAGAUGUGGCAGGAGUAUUUGCUCUUUCUAGUUUUCUGAAUAAAGAGUCUGCUGUUUACAAGGAUCUCCAGCAAAGUGACGGCACACUGCCUGAGCUUUUUCAGUGUCAUGGAACUGCAGACGACCUGGUACUUCACUCUUGGGGCAAGGAGACAAACUCAAACCUGAAAUCUCUAGGAGUGAGCACAGUGUUUCACAGUUUUCCAACUCUUUACCAUGAACUGAACAGAACUGAGCUGGAGAGGCUGAAGUCGUGGAUUCUUACAAAGCUCCCAGGAGAGAUUGAUGGCCAGAAUAAAUGAAUCCUCACCGGCAUACUGAUUAUAUUAUCUUACAUUUAAGAAAUUUUUUCCUUAUUUGAUCCUCACAAAAAUUAUCAUGGUGACACAGCCAACACUCCCAUAAUACAUGAAUGGAAUUUAUAAUAAUCUGUUUUCAUUCAACAAAAUUGUCUUGAGAAUUAUCAUGUUGUAAAUGCCAACUGUUUAUUUUGUGGCUGCAUAGAUGUCAUUUUAUGGACAUACUGAAAUUUGCUGAUACAUUUUCGACAGGUUUGGGUCACUUCCUGUGUGGGGCUGUCAUAAGCAUUCACCCUCACAACAGAGACUCGGCUGGGUGGUGUACUGUAUUGUUACCUGAAGCUAUCUAGCUGUUUGUGAAUGUACUUUUACAGUUUUCCAUUCCAGUCAGUGUGAUAGCCCCUGCUGCCCAGUUCUUUACCAUACUUUCGUUGUGACCGUUCUAGUGGCUGCAUAGUGUUUGAGUUCCAUAGUGUUUCGUUUCUGUUAUGCAGGUUGGAUUUCCAUUUUCUUGGUGCCAGUAAUGUGAUACAUAGUCCUACACUGGGGGAUUUUCCCACAUUUAUGAAGAAUCAGUUUAUCCUCUCCAAUUUGUUUCCAGAUUGUCUUUGUGAAAAGUGGUUUACUGUCAAAUUAUAAAGACAAAUAAAAUAUGAAUAAAUAAUU
Onychomys torridus (southern grasshopper mouse) is the source of this 1556-nucleotide messenger RNA. RefSeq names its product lysophospholipase like 1 (gene Lyplal1). Gene Ontology annotation, cellular component: cytoplasm. Gene Ontology annotation, molecular function: carboxylic ester hydrolase activity; palmitoyl-(protein) hydrolase activity. The transcript has 6 exons. NCBI's taxonomy places the organism in Eukaryota, Metazoa, Chordata, Mammalia, Rodentia, Cricetidae. The record is from RefSeq and is a predicted model, not a curated record. The coding region runs from base 381 to 893 and encodes 170 amino acids. Gene Ontology annotation, biological process: protein depalmitoylation.